Messenger RNA from Blastocystis hominis, 1269 nucleotides. RefSeq lists its product as hypothetical. Gene Ontology annotation, biological process: replication fork reversal. The transcript is spliced from 3 exons. The record is from RefSeq and is a predicted model, not a curated record. Gene Ontology annotation, molecular function: single-stranded DNA helicase activity; 5'-flap endonuclease activity. Lineage: Eukaryota; Bigyra; Opalinata; Blastocystidae. The coding region runs from base 1 to 1269 and encodes 422 amino acids. Gene Ontology annotation, cellular component: cytoplasm.
AUGCUCGCGCUUUUAGGUGAAGAAGAGUGGAAUGAUUCCAGUGAGCAGUUGUUUUUACAUGUUCAAAAACUCAUCAAACAAUGCAAUGCUGAGCAGCAACAAGCCAUUCUUAUGUGCUUCAACUCUAAUGAUAUAGCGAUUUUGAGGGGAUAUCCGGGCACUGGAAAAACGACGGUGAUUUCUGUGAUUGUUAUCCUUUGCGUGUUGCUGAGAAAGAGCGUAUUCCUCACAUCUCACACUCAUACAGCCAUUGAUAAUAUUCUUCUUAAGUUGCUUCAGCAUGAUUUGCCGAUUUUAAGACUUGGAGAUAUCGCGAAGAUCCAUCCUCAAACAACUCGCUAUCACAUAUCAAAUCAAUGGUCUGGAGACUUUGGCACUUACCAGUCGAUUUAUGAAUCGAAAUCGAUUGUUGCCGCCACGGUCUACACGAAUCUACAACAGUUUCCGAGAGGCAAAGUGUUUGAUCUUUGCAUUGUCGAUGAAGCUGGACAGAUUCCAGAGCCUUCGAUCCUACAAGCGUUUCUUCUUUCCAAACAGGUUUUUCUUGUUGGAGACUCCAAGCAACUGCCUCCGAUCGUGCAGAAUCCACUCGCUGCGAAAUUCGGAUUCGAUAUUUCGUUGAUGGCGCGACUGGAACAGAGCGGAAGUGAAGAUUCGAAGUGGAUAGGCAAGCUUUACACACAAUACCGAAUGAACGAACCCAUCAUGAAUCUUGUGAACCAUCUCGUUUAUGAUAAUACAUUACGAGCAGCUUCUGAAUCGAUCGCAAAUGCGUUUCUGCCAGUUCGGAUCGAUUCAAACGCUCCUAUGUGGAUACAGACAGUGCUGAGUCCCGCUAAUGGCGUUGUCUUCAUUUCUACAGACAGUCAGUCCAAAGAAAGGAAUGAAAAGGAAAUUCAAGAAGAGGAUAAUCGUCGAAGUAGCAUGCUCGAAGCUCGUAUAGUCUCUGAACUAAUCAAAUACAUCACAAGUGGAGGGGUUUCCAGCGAAUCGAUUGGUAUUAUCUCCCCUUACAAUGCUCAGGUUGCUUACAUCCAGUCCGUAAUUGGAGAUAAAUCAAUCGAAAUAUCAACGGUUGAUAGUUUUCAGGGAAGAGAAAAGGAAUGUAUUAUCAUAUCGCUAGUGAGAAACAAUAGAAAGCAGAAGAUUGGAACAUUGCUAAAGGAUUGGAGGCGAAUUAACGUGGCGUUCAGUCGAGCAACAAGAAAGCUGAUCAUUAUUGGUUCAGAAAUCACUUUGUGCGCGGAGCCAAUUUGGUUAGAGGUAUGA